Trichobilharzia szidati is the source of this 1458-nucleotide messenger RNA. NCBI's taxonomy places the organism in Eukaryota, Metazoa, Platyhelminthes, Trematoda, Strigeidida, Schistosomatidae. The record is from the annotation of a GenBank genome assembly.
UAUCUGUCCUUCAUGCAGGCGGGAUUUAUGCCUUCCCGCCUAUUAUGGUCAGAUUUAUUAUUGCUCGGGCGGGAAGGUCUGCCUCACUGUCAAGACUUUGUAGUCGGUUUCCGUACUUCAGAAAUUCACCCAUAAAGGAGAAAUUUUGCACUUCACUUGUUUCAGUUUCACCGAUGACAUCUGAUGCGGAAUUUGCGUCACUGUUAUCAUGCUGUGUGAAAGUAGAACCACUGAGUUCCCUUCCUGUUGAAUACGCUUCGGUGAUUACGAGACCGUGCUCAAUAGUAUGUGAAGUUACUCCUCUUAGUAAUUCAGAAAGUGUACAAAAAGACAUAAAUGAGAAUGAUAUGAUAAGUGCUGAGUGCCAAAUCGCUCUACCAGCUUUACCGCUUUCACUUGAAGAUUAUACGUCUCCUGCUCCUAGUCUUGUGCGUGAUGAUAUCUCACUGUAUGUAUUAUCACAAUAAUUCCCAUUUUCAUUUAGGUAUACUUCGAUCAUAGGAGGCCGAACAAUUUGGUGAAUCUUGAAGUAAGUGAAAGUGGUAUCUUGUAAUACUUGUCUGUGACAACUGGUAAACUGAUCAUGUGCUUCUGCUGCAGUUAAACUUCGCUGUGCUUUGCUUUGAUAAAAAUACAAAUUAAUGUUGAUAUGUUACGCUUUACGGGAAAUAUCAUGCUCUGAGUUUUCCAAAUAAAAUGGCACCACUUAGUAAUGCGCCUGUUGUGGAGCUUUCAUUGCAACUUUUUGUCACAUUUGAGGCUAUUUGUAAUACCUAAUGUAUAGUCAACCUAGUGAUAACGUUUCUCAGACGUCACCUCGUUGAUGAUAGAUGCCUCCUUAAUCGUUUGAGCAGAAGGUUGCAUUUCUCUUGAUACUUAUAAUUAACACUUUUUUUGCUGUAUAUCAAAUCAACAAACCUUCCCGCUGCUUAUUCGUGCAGCACAUAUAACUAUUGCGUGUUACUUUGGACUAUGGUGAGGACUUAUAAUAUUGUCUAUGGUCUAACAUUGCUUGUAGCACUUGACUUAUGAUCAAUGGAUUCGAAUGGAGUCUUUUCUCAAUAUGUGGAAUGUCAGUAUAAUUGAAUUAGCAUAUUCUGUUUAUUGCAUUCACUGUAUUCUUACACUAGUUACGUUUACAGUUAGAUAAUCACUGUGUACUGCUUCUUUUAACUUCUCAAAAUAUUUGAUAAUUUUGUCUGUAAUGUCCAUGGUAAUCUCAAAACAGAAUGCACUCAAACAGUUUUUACGCCAGUUUUCUUUAAUCUUCAAGUUACUUUUGUGUAAUUUGCAUGUUUUAAUUAUUUGAAUUUAUUUUGUAGGCCGUGAAUAAAACUGGCUGUAGUAUUCCUCUGCACGUGAUGGCCAAAACGAACUACCUGUAAUGCCUUUCUUCUGUCUGUUUCUAGUUAUUUUCCUUGUUGGUUUGAUUUUUGUAAAUAAAUGCUUUUGGAUUUA